Molecule: messenger RNA, 7377 nt
Organism: Amyelois transitella
Lineage: Eukaryota; Metazoa; Arthropoda; Insecta; Lepidoptera; Pyralidae
Gene: SIDL
Product: trafficking protein particle complex subunit 10
Exons: 16
Coding region: 268-3825 (1185 amino acids)
Biological process (GO): intra-Golgi vesicle-mediated transport; early endosome to Golgi transport
Cellular component (GO): TRAPPII protein complex
Source: RefSeq, a predicted model, not a curated record
CCAACCGAAUGACAGAUUAUAAUCAGUGGCAAAAAAAAUAUUCUGUAUUUGUGAUUUUGUUGUAUUUUCCAAUAAUUUUAAUACAUAUUUUAAUAGAUAAAUUUCAAGUGUUAUGUAUAAGGUAUUUUUAUGGUAAAAAGAUAUUUCGAUUAACGAAUAAUAGGGAGAUACCUUUGUACAGUGAUUUAAUAAAAGUGUUAAGUGGGUGGAUUCCUGAUUUAUUUGUGUCAUGAGCGAAAAAUUGGUGAAUAUAACUGAUGAUGAAAAAUGAAGGGUGUCGAUAGCUCUCUUAAGAAUCAGGAAGUAAUGACCAAUAAACCAAUUGUAACAUGUGCGGGGGAUUGGAAUUUAUUUUGUACACUGGAAGCACCAUUGGUGGCGGCCAUACCUCAAGACAAGAGUGAGUGGAGGAGAUCAUAUGGAAGACCACCAAAACCAGUAUACCUGGAAGCAUCAUUUAUAAAGUUCAAUAAAGAUAAAGUGCAGUCAGAAUUGAACCUAUUAAAACGCCCGAUUUUUCACAUAUAUUGGACAGAUUGUGUGGAUGUAGAAUACUACAAAACUACUUUACGUGAAGAAGUAGAAGCAUGGUUCAAGCACUUGGAAAGUCUUGGAAUCACCGAUUGGAUGGUAGUUCUGGUGGAAACUUAUGAUAUCCGUAAAUCUAAUAAAUUACUGCCAAGAACUACUGUGUUGGAUAAAAUCAAAGGAGAUUUUUCAACCAAGCAGACAGAGGAUAGGUUUCUUUCAGUUAUAAAUCCAAUAAAGUCUGAAGCUAGAAGUGCGGAGUCAUGGAGAUCUUUGGUGGCUAAAAUCAGACAUUUUGUUCUUGUCUCUUAUAACAAAGCUUUGAUAAAAUUUGAGGAGCACAUGCGAGAACAGAGAGAGAAACGCAAUGACCCAGACUGGGAUUUUUGUAAAUAUUUCAUUUUGCAGGAGCAACUAGCAUUUGUACUAGAAAUGCUAGGUUUGUAUGAAGAAGCAUUGGUACAGUAUGAUGAAUUAGAUGCACUGUUCUCACAAUUUGUACUCAAUUCUAAUGUUACUGAGAGUCCAAAAUGGUUGGACACAUUUAGACAGCCAGUGACUUCGUGGCAAGCAGUCAAACUGACUGUGUUAGUACCUCAACACUUAAGAGAACUAAUUAUCAAGAAGAAAUCAUCUUUACUGGAUUUUAGAAGCUAUCUAUUUCAACGUCAAAGUGCCAUGUUGUUACUUAUGUUUAAACCUAAGGAGGAAAUUGACUAUGACAAGAGUAUUUUGUUGCAAAUAGCGUCUCGUUGUAUAAGCACGGUCCACAACACUCUAGUAGAAAUUUCGCUUCUGAACGCGCAUUGCGUAGAGGGCGCUGCUGCGUGCUGGGCGCAAUUGGCAUGCGCUGAAACAUUGCGUGCUUGCGAGCGGCUAGCGGCCAGCAACGAUGCGCGGGAGAUGUGUACUGCGAUGCAAGCGCCUUUGUUGCAUAACGCGAAGGAUAAACUACACGAGCUGGGCAAGCUCUGCGGCCUUCUGCCCGGUUCUCCGGACCCUACUUCCGAACAACUGCACCUUGUGGUAAUGCUGUCAGCGGGCAUGGGUGACAGUGAACCCACCAACCAGCAAACACCCACUGACAGGCUGAAAGAGGCGCUGUGUAGUAAAACCAGUUUCCAGCAGUACUAUCUGGAGUUGGCUGAGAUGGCCAUGGGGACUUAUAAGCAUAUUGGGAGGUUAAGAUUCGCCCGCCUCAUAGGCCGGGACUUGGCCGCGUUUUACUCGGAACUGGGAGAGACUGGGAAAGCUGUUGUAUUCCUGAUGGACGCACUAAGGUCUUACGAGGAACAAGGUUGGAAGGACUUAGCGGCUCAAACGAGGCUCGAGUUGGUGGCCGCGGCGAAGAAGAUGAACGACGUAGAUAGAUAUACGAAGCUCUCUGCAACAAUAGCGUGUACAGCCGAAUUAGAAAUACUAGUCAGACAAUUUUACUUCGAGGAAAUGAUGAAAUCCAUCAGAGACAACCUAUCAGACAAAACAGACACGGUUCUAGCUGAACUAAACGACUGUUUCAAAGUAAUAUCAGCCGAAAUCCUACCGUCCGAACGUGGAAUCUAUGUAACUGACAAUAAAGUUCAGUGUUGCUUGAAAAUUGAGUGUUUACUGCCCAAAGAUGUGGUUUGCACGAAAGCGGCUAUAAGUAUAGAAACGUGUAAAGAGGACAAAGGUAGACGGACGCCUGUAAAAGGUUAUAAGACUGAUUUAAGUGUAAAUAGUAAUGUAAGUGCGCCAAAUUCGCCGAGGAAAGCGGCCGCGGACGGCGAUGGCGACUCAUCGAAUAUAAUUAGUAGCAUAAGACUGGACGACGUGAAGCCCAAAAACCCUUUACUCAACCCUUUGAAAAUAACCUCACAACUACACUACAAAGAAGACAAAUCUCUAGAGAAGGCCACUGUCGAGUGUCAAAACCCAAAAGUGACAUUGAAACGUUCUGAUAGCAGUAAAUACAGAAAACCUUCCGCUACGCAAAGGAAUAACUUCCAAUACUCAUUUGUCAAAGAAAAAUUUACUCUAAAGCCGGGUGUGAAUGAGUUUGUUUUAGAUUACACGGCCAAAACAUGUGGGUUACAUAAAUUGGGACAGAUCUCUUUGGUUGUUGAAGAGAAAUUGGAGUUUUUGUCGAAUGUGUUAGGGGGUAGUAAGAUGGGUUUUGAAGUGGUCACACAGGGUGUUAAUGUGUAUUUGAAUAAGCUUGAGCCGAAGAAGGAUUUGGUGGCUGGGUUAGAGCAAGCUAUGGAGCUGGUCGUGACUAGUGGAAGCACUCAUAUUGAAGAGAACGCGACGAUCCUCCUAAAAACAUCGAACGGUCUCCAAAUUCGUUUCGCCGAUUCCGACUCACCAAUGACUCGGGAAUUAAGCAUACCAGUGCCUGUUUGCAAGCCGUUUGAGACGAGGAAGGUGGCUCUCAGAUUAUUUGCAAGCUUACAGGCUAGGAGAGAGAAGAGUAUAGAGCAUACGGUAUGGCUGAACUGUCCGUGGUGGGAAAACGCAACAGAAGUGCCCCUCCACUUCACUCCGCCCAUGGUCGCAUCAUGGCGUCUCCUCACCUCAAACACGCGCAAAUUCGUGCACGUCACGUUGCGCUGCGCCGUCACGCAUCUCGUGCAGUUCGCGCUGCAGGAGCCUCGACUCUCGUGCUCGGACACCACGGUGUCUGAUCUCAAUCCUAAGAACGCUGGUGACUUGAUCGUCGCAUCAGACGGCACAACCGCUUCAUUCAUGUGGGAACUCCUUAAAGAUCCGCUAGUAAAAGCGGGGCCGAUGAAAGCCACAUUCACCAUACAAUACAGACCUUCGGACUGGGACGAGCCCGCGCGCACUUUCACUUGCCCGUUCGACAUACAGGACUACACGACGCUGUUCGUCGUAAGGACGAAGUUGGAGCCGGUCAAGGGAGCGGACUUUUGUAGGGCGUCGCAGGUUUGCUGUCUGCAGUUGAGCGUGCAAAGGGUAAAUGAAACAGAAUUUACAUCACUAAUGUACGAGGUAUUGGCGGAUCAAUCUAUGUGGGCUGUUCUUGGGCGCACAGCGGGAGUCAUAACCAUGGAGUCUGAGAGCACGUCUCCACAAACGGUCUCCUUGGAAGUGAUGCCGCUGUCCGCAGGCUACUUACCGCUACCCACCGUGAGGUUGUCCAAAUACAUCGCCGCGAACACCAAAGAUCCAAAGAAAGAUAUUUCAACGCAUCCCCGCCUCGAACCUUUCAGUCCGGGGCAAGUUUACCACGCGGGGAAAGCGAAACAGGUUCACGUUCUACCACCAGCGCCUAAAGAACACUUAGAGGUCCCCUAGACCUUCGUUAGGACCUUACUUCUAUCCAACGAAGAUUACCUAAGCAGACCACGAGAAUGUGACUCUUUCUAUGUAGAAAGCUGGAUCGGCCAUUUGUGGGGACUAGACACUUUGUGAGGGCUAAUGCAAUUUCAUAAUCUGAUUACCUCAUAUAUUUCAUCGGCUAAAGCGAAACAGGUUCAUGUUCUAACACCGUAGACCACGGCUAAAUAACACUUAUAGGUCCCUUAGAACUAAUAUACAAUAAAUUAAGGUUAACGAUGACACAAUUCGUCUGUCUAGCGUUCAUUUUGUAUAGCCGUGCUUGACUGAAGUAAGUGAAAAAUGGCGAUACGAAGUGGACGUGUGUCAGAUAAAUUUUCAGGAUUUAUUUAUAACUUAUCUGGCAAGUGAUUAUUGGUUUGGAAUUGUGUUCGUUUUGUAAAUUCUUAUUAAGUUUCUGAUAUUUAUUUUGGGAAUCAAUGUUAGACCCUUUGCUUAAUAGGUAUAUAUAAUUUUCUCAAGAAUAAUUUUGAGAAAAUUAAUUAGUUUCCGAUUCAUAAUUUGGGGAUAUCGCCAUAUUUUUACUCAAAAUAUUUUUAUAACAAUGACACAAUGCUACUCAACUUAGUGCCGCUAGCAUUUAGAGGAAGAUAAAUGUAAAAUAUUUUGAAACAUUUUGAUUGUUGUUAAUUAAAUGUUAUUUCUUAGCCAGCUCAAUACUCCAGUCCAGUAUACUAAGAAAAUACAAGGUAGGCUUAGGAAAAUAUAGUCUCAUAUUUAUAUAGCUAAAGAGUAGUAAUAUAGUUAAUUUCAAAUGUGCAAAAAAUAUGAAUAUCGUUUUUAAGGUUUAUACCUUUAUUGGUCGCAUGAAGUUAUUACGAAAAUCGAAGCUCAUUGAGAGGGUGCGUUACUGCUUAAAAUGAAUAGUUUUAAUUUAAUUAAGGCUCUCUUACACUGGGACAACAAUGCCGCAUAUAACUUUUUGUGGCAAGCGGCAGCCUAUUUUACACCGAGGCAACUUCGUUACCCUCUUCAUUUGAUCCCACAAUGAAAACCUAAUUUAACUAUCCGCCGCUAAAAUAUAUUAAUUAGACCUUAAAUGUAGAAGGAAAUUUUACUUAUUUCGUUUCAAUGUGAAUUUACUCUUGCUUUAAAGUACUUUAAAUAAUUCUUCAAAUCUAUAUACAUUUUCGAAAUUGCAUCGGACCAUAAACUAUUGUGAUAAACUAUAUGUUUAAUAAUUAGGUUGUAUAUAUAUAUUUAUAUACUAAAAUAACUUUUUAUGUACUAUAUCUGUGUAUAUUACAAUGUUUCCCCUAUGUCGAAGCUUUUGCACAUAUAUGUCUAAAAAAGAAGGAAAUAUACACAAUCUUACUCUCUUCUCAAAAUUUUUCUCCGAAAAUCGCAGUUUGGACUUAUUUACGACAUUCAUAAAAAGAUAUGGAUCGGUUAUUUUUUUUAUCAUUUAACACCUCGGCAACUUACAAAAUAUAUAUUAUAAAGCAAGCAAAUGCUUCUUGCUAAUCUAUGUGCUUAAAAAAAUUGCACGUUCUAAUUUGAUUCUAGAAUCCUGUUUCCAUAUUCUAAAAUGUAUUCCCAUCUCUAAUUUCUCAUCCAAUAGUAAAAGAGAUAGAAUAUGCACCAGGGUAAGCUUAUGAUAUUGUAAAGAACUGAAUUAGAUCGAUGUUAAUAGAUUAUGAGCUUUUUGCGUAAAGGAAUAAGGGUGUUAGUUUAGCAUGUAUUAAUAUAAGAUAUACUUACAUAUAUUCAGCCAAAUACCUGCCAUAUUUUCUUUCAAUAACUCCGAGGCUGAUUGUCAAAGUUGUAAUAUUUUUUAUUGAAAUUAUCUAAGCUUCAUUACGCUUUAUAAUUGCAGAUUCUCCCAUGUAGCAACCUGGUUUAGCCAUUAAGAGGCUAAAUUUUAAUGGUUUUUUUUUUGUCAUCUAUCACAUAACAUUUUACCAAUUCAUAUUAAUGUCUUCCGCGACGACCUUCUUCAUACAUGUAUAAUUAUGUUUGUCUUUAUUCGCCACUUUUGAGUUUAGCCAGAAUUUGAUAAAAAAAAACUUGCUUACCUGGUUUGCUUUUAAUUAAUUAAUUUUUAACACUAAAUGAGAACUAAAGGUUGAGAAACGCUUAAAAAUAGGUAGGGUGGUGUAAGAAAUUUUCAAAAAACUUCUAUUUUAAAUAUAAUUAUUUAUUUUUAGCUAACGUUCAUUUGUUGCUUUCUUGUUUUAAUUCAGCUUUAGGUUCAACUUCUAGCCCUUAAUAUGCCAUAUUUAGUUCGAAGCUACAACGAUUCUAUUAGCUAGUCCUAAGUCUUGUCUCAUGUAAGUUUUUGGUGCUUAACUCACAAAGUUUACACCAAAUUUGUAUAGUAAUCUUUAUUUUAGUUAUUCGUUUGUAUAUCUUGAUGUAUUUUUAUUUGUUUAAGUUAUGGAUAAAAUGUCAAAGGCAUGAUUCUUAAAUCAGUGUUAUGUAGGCUACAAGCGGCAAAUAACCGUCUCACUCAUCAUAAUGUAUUCAGAGGAAGGAGACGGGGUCGUGUCGGCCACCCCACUCGAUAAACACUCGAGAUGGUCAGUUAUCGUGCCCAAAAUAUAUUUAAAAUAUGUUUACUGGGCUUAUAUAUAAUGCUACAAAAGCAGAGAUACAAAACUCAUUAGAAAUAAAAAGUUAAACUAUUCAUAUGAAAUAGACAGUCGGCAAUAUAAGAAACCCUAAUUAAACAUUAUUUUGUUAAAGUGCGAUAAAGUUUAAAUAACAAAGUUUUCUUUUUUUUGUUAACGGUAUUUGUUAACUGUACUUCAUAUGUAGUGAAUAAUGUAUAGAAUCAAGAAUUAUUCAUUAAGUUAAUUUAGUUAAAGACAGAUUAUUACCUAUAUUGUUGUCAUUUUUUAAGUUAUAUAACCCUCAAUAAAAUUUUGAACCUAUUAUCAAACAAUAAUAAUUUCUGUUCCCAAAGAAUACAUCUGGCUUUAAUUAAUUAAAGUUGUGAGUAUUUAUAAUUUUUUUUCUACACGUAUUAUGUUAUUAUUUUGAUAUGCUUUAACUGGAUAAUAUUCCCUUUAUGUAAAAUGGACGACUUCGUUUUUCUCGAAUGUUUACUCAGUGGUAAUUGUAUGUUAAAUUUCAAAAAAUUGUUCACAGAUUAUACGGGCAAACCAGAAAGUUUAAGAAAAGUAUUACUUUGCCUUAAAAUUUUUAUUGUAAUUUCCUUUUUUUGUCAACAUUGUGCAGUUAUUAAAAAGUAGUACCUAAUGUUUACAUUUUGUUACAUAUUAAAGAUUAUUUUUUGCUUGUAAUUUGCGUGAAUACGAAAUCUUGGUACAUUUGUAACUAUAUUAAGCAUUGAUUUCCCAUGAUACCAUUUUUUUACCCUACUUCAAAAUAUGUCCUAUAUUUGUCUGUAUGUUUUUAUAAGUAAUUUGCAAUUAUUGUAACGGAACUUGGGGUCUGUUCAGUGACUCAUAAAAUGUAAAUAGGUAUACCUACUAUAUAAUCCGAAGAUGUAUUUAUGUUUCAUACUAUGUAUAAUACUUAGGAUUGUCAAUAAAAUGUUUAUUGUUA